CCACGCGUUUCCCCCCCCCCCCAAGUUUCACCCCCCGUAUACCUAGCUUCCCCGACCGACAGCACCCUCGCGUCUUUGUGCAACCAUGGAAGAAAGCGCGUCUGCCCGCCCGUCAGAGACUCCUGAUGAUACUAGUGCAGGAGAUGACACCCUGGGCCAGCUUGGCUCGAAAAACCCCGCCCUGAAGGACCGGAAAUGCCAGUAUUGUCACCAGGCCUUUACCUCGUCCUCCCUCGGCCGUCACCUUGACCAAUUCCUCUUCAAGAAGAAGCCCGACGGGGUUCAUGAUGUGGAGGAAAUCCGGCGCAUACGCAGUGGCAUCACUCGACGGCAGGCCCGUACCUCCUCUGGCAAGCGGGACACUCCCGAGCGUGGUCUGGGUAAAGGCCAGCUGGACCCAUUCCAUGCGAGUGAAUCCAGUGGGAAGCCUCGCGAUGGCCCCGUCAGGAUGAUGUUCAACACCCCGACAUGGCAUGCGACCGGCGUGAUCAAUGACAUUCCCAAUCCAACCCAAUCGCAGGACUCCAGGUCGUCGCGCUUCGUGUCUUCCCAAUCCCGCGUUGGAUCUCUUACUUUGCCCGAGUAUGGAAGCCGCGGUUCUGGCGCAAAUAACCCAGAUACCGUGAGAGCGCUAGAGUUGGCGCUGCGCGAGGUCCUGGAUAAUAUUAAAGCUGCAACAUCGAGAACGCGACCUCGACUCUCUCCAUUCGACUUCGACAUUCAGGUUCAAACAUUUCCCUCCCUCUGUUUCCUGUUGCUGCCUCCCCCGCCGACUCUUUUCGCUCCCAAUCCGUUCCCUUCCCCUUCCUCUUUCCCUCUCAGCCCUCCCGGAGCAGAGCAUCUGGACAUCGUGCGCCAAGCUAUUCGCGCGAAGAUUGAGCAGUGGCAGUCCGACCAGCUUUCGGCUGAGUCUACGACCUCGUCCCAACCCGGGCGGUCCAAUCUCGGCUUAGAUUUGGGCAUGAUCAGUAGAAACGCGCAACAGCACGAGGACAUGAGCCUGCGACACCUCGAACUGGCGUUCAAGCACUGGGCAUCGCUUCCGCAGGAAAUGAAAAAGGACGCAUGGCAGCUUGAAAUCAUGCGCGCAUUUGCCCGUGAGGCCGAGAAACGGAAGUCGCUGGAUGACCAACUCGCGCGGGUCCAGCAAGAGGCAAACCAACUCCGAUCCCAGGUCGAGAAACUGGGCUCCUGCCAGUGGCCGCGAGAAUUUGCGCUUUUCCCUCCCGAUACCCUUCCCCUUCCGCGCGACGUGGCCCGAGAACUCGACGCCAAAGAAAGCCAAGUCAGCCCCAGCUCUUCUCGCUGGGACUAUGACAACGUCGUCGCGAAAUGGAAACGAGUUAUCAUGCACGAUCGGAGCAUGGGUCGUGUGGGCGUCGGGUACAUCAAUCCUGUGGUGGAAGAGCCCAUCCCCAACAACGACAACGCAGAUGCGAAACCAAGAGGUGGUGAGGACUUCUCGAAAUCAAGGAUACUGCAACCUCCAUCCACUCUCAGUCCUGGCCAGUCACCCUCGCAGACAGGGAACUCAGCUCCCCCAAGCCAGCACCCUUCACCCUACCACUCACAGGACCCAAACCAAAGCCCCAAUUCAGGUCCCCAGGCGAAGCGGCAGCGUCUCAUGAAUGGUCGCCACAUAGAUACCACGCCAAACCCAACCGAUGAAACUCCCAACAGCUCGUCUAAUUCAGGCGGUCCUAUCUCCUCCACUCCUACUUCUUCUACCUGGAACGGUCAACAACAACAACAACAACAACAACAACCACACCAACAGUCUAUGAUGGUCUCGAAUCUCUCCGCCCCAGUUGCACCGAUACCCCCCUCCUCAACCGGCUAAACAUACAUGAAUGCAAAUAUUACUUGACUUGGCUAUUCAUUUACUUAAUUUUUUUUUUCUUUUUGGUUCUGGACCCCCGCAUAGGAAAGGAGGCACCCAUUCACUGCCUUGGUACUAUUUGCAUUAGCCAUUGUAUUCCGUCUGGACUUUUGCAUUCGCUGUACAUACCUAGUUAACUACCUAACUAACUACCUAACUAACUAACUAACUAUAAAAGUCUACUUAGUAAUAAUCAGC
Messenger RNA from Aspergillus ochraceoroseus IBT 24754, 2077 nucleotides. RefSeq lists its product as uncharacterized. NCBI's taxonomy places the organism in Eukaryota, Fungi, Ascomycota, Eurotiomycetes, Eurotiales, Aspergillaceae. The record is from RefSeq and is a predicted model, not a curated record. The coding region runs from base 86 to 1840 and encodes 584 amino acids. The transcript is spliced from 2 exons.